Messenger RNA from Ipomoea triloba (trilobed morning glory), 712 nucleotides. RefSeq names its product zinc finger protein ZAT11-like. Lineage: Eukaryota; Viridiplantae; Streptophyta; Magnoliopsida; Solanales; Convolvulaceae. Gene Ontology annotation, biological process: response to chitin. The record is from RefSeq and is a predicted model, not a curated record. The coding region runs from base 53 to 577 and encodes 174 amino acids. The transcript has a single exon.
UUCACACUACCUCGUUUCUCAUUGUUAUUCCAAUUGUCAAGAAACCUUAAACAUGGUAAAUCUUCCUAUGAAAAGAUCAAGAGAAGAAGAGUUUGAUAGCCUAACAUCCAUGGCGAAUUGCUUAAUGUUACUUUCCGGCGCCGGCGGCCUAGGAGAUAAUAAUACGAGCCAAAACGCCGGCGGCGGUGGCGGCCGGGUUUUCGAGUGCAAGACGUGCAGCCGGCAGUUCCCGUCGUUCCAAGCGCUGGGCGGCCACCGGGCCAGCCACAAACGGCCGAGAACGGCGGCGAUGGGGGAGGUGCCGCCCAGCUCGCCGCCGAAGCCGAAGACGCACGAGUGCUCCAUAUGCGGGCAAGAGUUUGGGAUUGGGCAAGCUCUGGGAGGGCACAUGAGGAGGCACAGAGCCGUCGUUAUGAACGGCGAGAUGUCGUCUCCGCCGUUGGAUCGCGUUCCGGGCGUUGUCAAGAUUCCGGCGGCGGGCGGCCGGAGGGUUUUGUGCUUGGAUUUGAACUUGACGCCGUUGGAAAAUGAUUUGGAGUUUAUCAAGCUUGGGAAGAUGGGCAUACAAGGCGCGUGAUAUGAUGAUGAUAAUGAUAUAAUACCAUAUAUGGAUCGGAGUAGUAUUCUUUUUCUCCCUUUUGUGGAUUCUUUUGAAAACUUGAUGGAUCUUGUAAUUACUUAGAUACAUUAGAAAUAUAUUAAAUUUGUUCAU